Olea europaea var. sylvestris is the source of this 2136-nucleotide messenger RNA. Its product is annotated as T-complex protein 1 subunit theta. Lineage: Eukaryota; Viridiplantae; Streptophyta; Magnoliopsida; Lamiales; Oleaceae. Bases 138 to 1781 code for a protein of 547 amino acids. Gene Ontology annotation, molecular function: ATP binding; ATP hydrolysis activity; ATP-dependent protein folding chaperone. Gene Ontology annotation, biological process: protein folding. The transcript is spliced from 13 exons. The record is from RefSeq and is a predicted model, not a curated record. Gene Ontology annotation, cellular component: chaperonin-containing T-complex.
CUUACUAAAAGCAAAACAGAAAAGUGAGAGACAGACCACGAGGUUGUACAUUUCUAGGGCUUUUUCUCUGGUUUCCCUCUUCUUUUCCUCGUUUUCUGAAGGAAUUUGAUACCUCUCUCCUCGCGACUAAACUGAAAAUGGUAGGGUUCUCGAUGCAGCCGUAUGGAAUACAAGGAAUGCUGAAAGAAGGGCACCGGCAUCUCUCCGGCCUCGACGAAGCCGUGCUAAAAAACAUCGAUGCUUGCAAACAGCUCUCCACCAUCACUCGCACUUCCCUUGGUCCCAACGGUAUGAAUAAGAUGGUCAUCAAUCAUUUGGACAAGCUCUUUAUCACAAAUGAUGCUGGCACAAUUGUGAAUGAGCUUGAAGUGCAGCAUCCUGCGGCUAAAAUUUUAGUUUUGGCUGGGAAAGCUCAGCAAGAGGAAAUUGGAGAUGGUGCUAACCUGACCAUUUCAUUUGCUGGUGAACUACUCCAAAAUGCUGAGGAGCUAAUCAGGAUGGGUCUUCAUCCCAGUGAGAUAAUUUCUGGGUACACAAAAGCAAUAAAUAAGGCAGUUGAGAUAUUAGAGGACCUAGUGGAGAAAGGUUCUGAAAAUAUGAAUGUAAGAAACAAAGAUGAAGUCAUUUUACGAAUGAGAGCCGCAGUUGCUAGCAAACAGUUUGGACAGGAGGAUAGAUUGUGCCCCCUCAUUGCUGAGGCAUGUAUUCAAGUUUGUCCCAAGAACCCAGCAAACUUCAAUGUGGAUAAUGUCCGAGUUGCAAAGCUCUCGGGUGGAGGUCUGCAUGAUUCUAUAGUAGUUAGGGGCAUGGUACUGAAGAAUGAUGCAAUUGGGACCAUAAAGAGAAUGGAAAAGGCCAAGGUUGCUGUGUUUGUUGGUGGUGUUGAUACAUCUGCUACUGAAACAAAAGGAACUGUUCUUAUUCAUAAUGCUGAACAGCUUGAGAAUUAUGCUAAGACUGAAGAAGCAAAGGUUGAGGAGCUUAUCAAGGCAGUUGCUGAGUCAGGUGCUAAAGUCAUUGUUAGUGGAUCCGCUGUUGGGGAGAUGGCAUUGCAUUUUUGUGAGCGAUACAAGCUGAUGGUGAUAAAAAUCAGCUCGAAAUUCGAACUGCGGCGGUUUUGCCGUACCACUGGCUCUGUUGCUCUAUUAAAGCUCAGUCAACCGAACCCAGAUGACCUCGGAUAUGUUGAUUCUAUUUCGGUGGAGGAGAUAGGCGGGAUUAGGGUUACGGUUGUAAAAAGUGAAGAAGGUGGAAAUUCUGUUUCCACUAUUGUUCUACGAGGAAGCACUGACAGUAUACUGGAUGAUCUUGAAAGAGCAGUAGAUGAUGGCGUGAAUACAUACAAGGCUAUGUGCAGGGACAGUAGGAUAGUACCUGGGGCUGCUGCUGCUGAAAUUGAAUUAGCCAGAAGGCUCAAGGAAUUUUCCUUCAAAGAGACUGGACUAGAUCAGUAUGCGAUUGCUAAAUUUGGUGAAAGUUUUGAAAUGGUACCUAAAACCCUGGCCGAGAAUGCAGGGCUUAAUGCCAUGGAGAUCAUAUCAUCUUUAUAUGCUGAAAAUGCAUCUGGAAACACCAAAGUGGGCAUCGAUUUGGAGGAAGGUGUCUGCAAGGAUGUGUCUACAAUGAAUGUAUGGGAUCUCUACAUAACCAAGUAUUUUGCUCUCAAGUACGCAGCUGAUGCAGCCUGUACUGUGCUACGAGUAGACCAGAUUAUAAUGGCAAAACCCGCUGGUGGUCCUAGGAGAGAUCCACCAGCUGGUGCAGGAAUGGAUGAGGAUUAAGGCUUUGUUGGCAACAUAUAUGCUUGAGAUCUUGCAUAUUUACAGUGACCCCUUGGGUUGAUGCCAGUUAAUUGUUUUGCCUUUUCUACUAUUUUUUCUCUCUUUUUAGUGCCAUUUCAUGCAGUGGAGGAAUCAUUUUGAAAAAUCUGUAGCAAGUAUUGGUUGUGUAUGCCAUUUAGAACUCUAGUCCUUAAAAGAGCUUUUUUCUCUUCAGCUGAAUUUUAUCUCCAUGGGGGCUCUGUAGCAAGUCAUAGAAUACGAUCCCAAGAUGUCUUGCAUUGUUAUAUCUUUUGUGGGACAAACAUAUGCAUGUUUAAACGUCAAAAAUUUUUCUUGGUUAAUCAUUUUGUUGAAA